Seriola aureovittata is the source of this 3335-nucleotide messenger RNA. RefSeq names its product LIM and senescent cell antigen-like-containing domain protein 1. Bases 258 to 1466 code for a protein of 402 amino acids. The transcript has 11 exons. NCBI's taxonomy places the organism in Eukaryota, Metazoa, Chordata, Actinopteri, Carangiformes, Carangidae. Gene Ontology annotation, cellular component: cytoplasm; focal adhesion; cell-cell junction. The record is from RefSeq and is a predicted model, not a curated record. Gene Ontology annotation, biological process: cell-cell junction organization; positive regulation of substrate adhesion-dependent cell spreading; positive regulation of integrin-mediated signaling pathway.
UGUGUGUGAGGAGAGAGAGAGGAGAGUACUCCCAGCGCAGUCUGAUCAGUGGUUCUGUCUCCUUCUUGCUCUGUGGAUUACAGCUGCCACUGCUUACUGGAUUCUCCUUCUCAUUACUGGAAACUACCACUGAACCUGUAUAGAGGAUUUUUAUUGGAGUAUUAGAAGUUUUGACAGCAGUUGGUUUAAUACAAGUGUUAGGUGGAUUUUUGCACUUAUUUCAAAGUGUUCAUUAGAGUGUUCAUUAGAGUCUGGAGAUGAAUGGUCGUUCCUUGCCGCCCUCUAUACCUGAGGAUAGGGAGGCCCUGGACCAUUUUCCUCAUGAGGAGAUGAACGGUUACCACCAAAGGCUUCAGGGUGGGGACGUGGGAGAGGCUGAAGUCCCGGUGUCCAAGUCCCAGAGGAGGAAGAGCGAUGUUAAAGUCUAUAAGGAGUUUUGUGAUUUUUACGCUCGCUUCAACAUGGCCAAUGCUCUGGCCAAUGCCAUGUGUGAGCGCUGCAAGAGUGGCUUUGCCCCAGCAGAGAAGAUAGUGAACAGUAAUGGGGAACUUUACCACGAGCAGUGCUUUGUGUGUGCCCAGUGUUUCCAACAGUUCCCAGAGGGACUCUUCUAUGAGUUUGAAGGCAGGAAAUACUGUGAACAUGACUUCCAGAUGCUGUUUGCUCCCUGCUGCCACCAGUGUGGUGAGUUCAUCAUCGGCCGUGUGAUCAAGGCCAUGAACAACAGCUGGCAUCCGGACUGUUUCUGCUGUGAUAUCUGCCAGGCCGUGUUAGCCGAUGUUGGUUUUGUGAAGAAUGCUGGAAGGCAUCUGUGUCGUCCAUGCCACAACAGAGAGAAAGCUCGGGGCCUUGGCAAGUACAUCUGCCAGAAGUGUCACGCUAUCAUUGACGAGCAGCCUCUGCUGUUCAAGAAUGACCCCUACCACCCUGAUCACUUCAACUGCAACAACUGCGGUAAGGAGCUAACUGCUGAUGCCAGGGAGCUGAAGGGGGAGCUCUACUGUCUGCCCUGCCAUGACAAGAUGGGUGUCCCGAUCUGCGGGGCCUGUAGGAGACCAAUCGAGGGCCGUGUGGUCAAUGCCAUGGGCAAGCAGUGGCAUGUGGAGCAUCAUGUGUGCACUGUGUGUGAGCGCCCAUUUCAGGGCCACCCGUUUUAUGAGCGAGGUGGUCAUGCCUAUUGUGAGAGACACUUUGACAUGCUGUUUGGAGAUGUUUGCUACCAUUGCAACCGUGUGAUUGAAGGAGAUGUGGUGUCUGCUCUUAACAAGGCUUGGUGUGUCAACUGUUUUGCCUGCUCUACCUGCAACACCAAGCUCACCCUCAAGGAUAAGUUUGUGGAGGUGGAUCUGAAGCCGGUGUGUAAACACUGUUACGAACGCCUGCCAGACGACAUGAAACGCCGGCUGGCCAAGCGUGAGCGUGACUCAAAAGAGAAGAAGAAGAAAUUGAUACCCAUGUGUCUGUGAUCCUCUCUUUCUCCUUUCUCUUCAUUUCCAUUGUUCUUCCUUUGGAACAAGUUUGUGGAGUUUGACAUGAAGCCAGUAUGCAAGAAGUGCUAUGAGAAAUUCCCUCUGGAGCUGAAGAAGAGACUGAAGAAGCUCUCUGAAACUGUUGCACGGAAGUAAACAUACAUUCAAGCCGCAGUAGGGAGGGAAAGAUGAGACCGUGAGGUGGUCACAUUUCCAGAAUUGACAAUCAUAUUAGAUAUAAUUAGUCUGUUUUAUAUUGUUGUUAUUUUAAAUUUAGCUUUGUUAUUUCAGUGGAACACUCCUGUCCUUUCAGUUGCAGCUGCUAAGCACUGAGGAUCAUUUCAAGAGCCUGAAACUAACUGAUUGUUGGUCAUUCAAUUGGUAGGUUCAACUUUAACCUGUUUUGAUCCUUUUGGCUCAAAUACUGCACUGUACAUUUUUCAUAUGCUUGCCUUAUUUCACUGCGAUGGCCUUCGUUAAUAAAAUGAAAUAAAAAAAUAUAGUAUAAACAGAAACAUACACAAUGAUGGUCCUGUAUUAUAAUAAUAACAUGAGCUUUAAGAGAACAUUGAAACAUGGGGAUAAUAUAAUUACUCACAAGCUGUGUUGACAGUUUGAUCAACUGUUUGCAAACUUGUGUCUUGAUGCCAAAAAACUGUUUCCUGUUUGACUUAUGUUACUGAUACUCUUUUAUAAUAGAGUAAACCUAAACAAAGCUAUAAAAAAUGCAGGUGUACUGAAUGUGUAUAUAAUAUCUCUUCCACCAACAUGUAUUAUUUUAUGUGUUACUAAUGUAUUUUCUGUAAUGUUAUGCAAAUCAAGUUAGUGUUUUAUAAAAUUCGAUUUUUUUUCCCCAUAAACUGUUGACAUCAUACUGUAGCCUCCUUAAUACUACAGUGAUGGACUCAGCCAUCACCUGCAGUAUGUUCGGUUGCCUUGCUACAUACUAUGCAUUUUAUGUGUGAAACAAUCUCUAAAAUUGGUAUUUAUACUGAGUUACCAGUUCAUUAGCUUCACUUGUACAUUCUAAAAUAAUCCAGUAUAACCUCCCUGGAAUAAAUCACAAGUUAAUAAUGAUCAGUUUUUAUCUACCACCAUUUACAGUAAAUACACAAGGGUGACAGAAUAGCUGAAACACCUUUAAAAGUAAUGCAGAGUCAACACCUCUGACACGCUGCCAGCAAAUACUGAACGCCCUAACAUCACAGUGACAGCUUUUACUGCAUGACAGGUGGUUACUGUGUCUGUGUGUUAAAACAUGAUGGCUUGUGACAUGUGCAGAGACCGGAUGUUGGAUGUUAUAACGUGUCUCUGUUUGCUUGUAAUCCAGAGAAAGUGAUCCUCUUAGGGAGGUGUACUGACUUCCUCAGGGCUCAGACCCUCUUAGGAAAAAAAAGCAAGUGUUGUGAAUGGGAAAGAAUAAUUUCUGUUUUCACAAAUUUUCACUCAAGCAAUAUUUUAUCACAGAAAACUCAUCUAAUGCAUAUUAGUUUGAUAGAAAGACACAUUCCACUAUUUUAUGGAAAUACAAAGCCUAUGUUACUGUUGUGAAUUUCACUGCCUAAGCCACAUUUUUCAUGUCAUGUAGAAGUAAAACCAUCCAUUGGACUUUGUUGUGAAGCAGAAUUUCAGCUCCACUAAAAAUAGUCCAGCAGAUAGUUGCAUUUGAUAUCUUACUACCUGGGUGAAUGAGAUGACUCUACUGCUCUUAUAUUGUAUUUUAUCUUCACAAUGCUUGUCAAGAGACAAUAUUUCUCCAUGUAACCACACCAAAGUGCAUGCUCUAGACUUGAAUGGAAAGUUAUUUUUCAGUAUAGCUAAGAUAAUUCUGUCAAUUCAUCUGAAUAAACUUGUACAUCAAUGCUA